AUGGACAGCCAGAACGCCACGCAGGCUCAGUUAGAGUCGGCUCUCAAGGCAACACUCGCCCGCCUGUCGCACAUCCUCGCUUUCCAGGCUCGACUGCAGCAGCAGGGGACCGCACAGUAUGCUCCGCCGGCACCGAUACAGUUGGCAGAGCAGUUAAAGGUGGACGUGGCCAGGUUUGACCAGGUCUGCGACGACGUUGAGCGGAAGUUGCUCCGCGCGAUUGCCGUUAUCGAGCGAGACGUGCGGAAAGCGACCGGCGCCUCUCCUCCCCCAGUCCCUUCCCCCGAACAACCGACCGUCAAGGCAGAACCAGGCGCCGAAGCCAUCCUUCCUUUCGGCCUACCAUCUUCUUUGACCGAGCCAGCCGCUGCCGCCGUUCCAGCCGCCGCCGGCAUGUCUAUCGACCUCACAAACUCGCCUUCUCCCACUUCGACUUCCCUACCGUUCCAGCUACCCGGCACGGCGACACCCGCAAGCGUGUUGACGUCCAAUUCGAACCCUAUUCCGACGGCGCAGACCAACACUGCUGCAGAGUCAGUGGCAGGAGACGACCUGAACGCGCUCCUCUCCUCCCUAAACGUCCCCCCCUUUGGCGGUAUCGACCCUUCCGCAGAUCUCACAUCCACCUCGAACGCACCUGACACCGCCUUCGUCACCAAUUCAGCCUUCCCGGAUCUCUCGCUCGAAGCGCUCGACAGCCUUCUCAGCGGAUCAGCCGCUGCUGCGUCCGGCACCUCAGCCCCGCCCGCCUCUGCCUCCGUUCCAACCGACCUCAGCUCCCUCGGUCUCGACUUCGCCUCCGUAUUGUCCGCGCCACCUCUUUCAGGCCCGACAGCAGCCCCCGCCGCCUCUUCCGCCCCUUCCCUCGACCUCGGCUCCUUCGAUUUCUCCUCUCUCGGUCUCGCGGGUUCGGCGGAACCAGCAGCGUCGUCAGGUGCAGGUGGAGCAGGUGGACUGGGCGGCUUGGACUUGACGGGACUGGGAGACCUGGACUUUGGUUCCUUUGGCACGGAAGGGGGAGGUCAGGACGGCGGAACGGGCGCUGUAGAUCUUGACGAGCUGCUGAAGAGUCUAGGAGGACAGUAG
Rhodotorula toruloides NP11 is the source of this 1086-nucleotide messenger RNA. RefSeq lists its product as uncharacterized. Bases 1 to 1086 code for a protein of 361 amino acids. The record is from RefSeq and is a predicted model, not a curated record. The transcript is spliced from 3 exons. NCBI's taxonomy places the organism in Eukaryota, Fungi, Basidiomycota, Microbotryomycetes, Sporidiobolales, Sporidiobolaceae.